Molecule: messenger RNA, 2297 nt
Organism: Lecanosticta acicola
Lineage: Eukaryota; Fungi; Ascomycota; Dothideomycetes; Mycosphaerellales; Mycosphaerellaceae
Source: the annotation of a GenBank genome assembly
AUGGCUGAGGUACUGCCGCCUCUUAUGCAAUCCUCGAGCACCAUCACCAUGUUGCAUUCUCGCCCCUCGUCCUCCGACGCGUUCCAGGGCUCAUCACCACAGUAUUCCCAACAGUCUCCAAGAUCGGGACAGCAGUCCCGCAGCAUGUACAAUGGACAAAAUACGGGAUACAGAGGCACAGCUGCCGCCCCGGUGCAGGCCUACGCGUUUCAAUCUACGCCCAACCUGCGGCAGGAUAUGCGCACUCAGCCCGCCGGCUCAGCUUCGGCGUCAUCACAUGGAGCGAUUGGAAGUCACAGACACGUUCACACACAGUCGGCUUCUGCCUCGUCUACCACGUCUUCGGAUAAUUCAUCACAGCCAUCGGCCAAGGAUGAUUCGGUCAUGGGCUCGCGAAAUGGCUCGCUGAUCAACUUGUCCUCCAGCAUUCCAGAUCUCUCCCUCACCUCCUUUGACCAGCCGGCCAAGCCUUCACCAGACAGGUAUCGUCGUCCGGCCCAGAAACGCGCCGAGUCUGGAAGUGUGACGCCCAAGGCCUCGUCUCAGACCGCCAGCUCUGCGGCGCCUUCGGGGUCAGGAACGGCCAGCGUCAGCCACUUGACGCAGCAACAGCCUUCACUACAACGGCAGGAGAGUGUGGACGACAUGGUCAUGAACAAGAGCAGCAACUCGGAAUUGGCCAAGAGAUACCGACGACGCAGCUCGAACAACUUUGACGCCUCGAACUUGCAGGUGUCUACUGGAGCUCAGCGGCCAGCAACAGGCGAAGGCAGCAGUGCGCAAGGUGUCGCUUCGACGCCGCCAACUAUUCGACCGGUUUCCUUUCAUCAGCGGAACGGAAGUGAUGACAGCCAGUCGUCUCAGCGGCGAAAGGACUCCGCCCUGCAAGAGAACUCGAAGCCUUCUGCAUCUCUCAAGCCAGAUCAGAAGGGCGUCGUCUCUGUCUCAUCACGCACGUCAGCUGAGACAGGCAAGCGGUUAAAGACGCCUUCUCCUCUGUCCAAAGAGAAUGUCGACUCUACCGAUGCUACGCCGGUUGGCUCGCCCGCUAAGCCCAAGACCUACGCUGCCGCCGCCCAAGCUGGCGUCAACGCACAAUCUGCCGCCGCACAGCAUCUGGCCGCUGUCUCCGACAAGGACUUGAAUAAAGGUAUGAAGUCGCGACUACGUCGUGCCUUCUCCUUCGGCAGCGCCCAGGAGUUACGCAGAGUUGCUGGGGAGAACAAUGGCGAAGCUGCAGCCCAUACUGCCCAGCAGACCAGGGAACAGCACCAACAGCACAUCGACGAAGAAAUGGACGCCGAGCAGCAGGAGAUUGCUCGAAGACAGGAAGCCGCUGGAAUUGGUGCUGGCAUCUACUCCGGCCAAGGUGGUUUCACCGGCUCCACGGACAACCUUUCCAUUUCAUCCACGGCCUCCUCGGCCUCGAUGAUGCUGCGCAAGAUGGGCCGUGGCGCGAAGAAGAGUGCUAGGAGCAUCAAGGGUCUCUUCCGGCCCAAGUCAGUGAUCGGCGUGCCAGCUGCAGAUGGGCCGAUUUCGGGUGCUGGCGCCGCUGUUCAGCCGAGCGUAGCCCAAGUGUCCAUGGUGACCGUCGAAGCGGAGAGACAGAAGGUCAACGUCACCGAGCAUGCCGCCCAGACACCACAAGGCAUUACUGGCUUCCCGAAGCUGGAGCGCAACUCCAUUGAUGCGGCGCGCACUACUCACAUCUCCGCCUCGAGAGGGUCCGCCGAUGGUUCAGAUUCCCUAUCGCGUCGGAGCAUCGUUGGAAGCGACAAGGAUCGUGCAGAAGUCCUUGCCGCCGGCAAGAAGAGCAUCCUCAAGCGCACGGGCACUGGCUCGCCGAGUGGAUCGCCUGUUAUCAAGCCCAACGACGCCGUCGGCCUUCAGGCUCCCACCGUCUCGUCUGAAAGCCCAGCAUCCAGCAUGCCGAGCACUCCGAAGGACAGCCAGAGCAGGAACGAUUCGAUGAAGAACAUCAAUGCAAAUGGAGCUGACUACUUCUCUCAAAAGCUUUCGAGAGGUAUCACACCAAACGGUACGAACCGGAACAUCUCUUUCAGCCCUCGAAUCCAGUUCCACGAUGCCUGGUCGAGCUCCGAGUAUGACCGACGUGGUGAAAUCGCCACUUGCAACCGCCUUACGCCCAUGUUGGCCCAACAGAUCAAGGAAGAACUGAACACCUUCAAGAUGGUAUGUCUUCUUCUCCGGCACUACGUCUCAACGACUUUGCUAACACUUUUUCAAAGGAAAUGGAAGUCCACGAGUCGAGCAAGCCGCACACGCAUUUCUUCUAA